Messenger RNA from Aphanomyces astaci, 1269 nucleotides. RefSeq lists its product as hypothetical. The transcript has 7 exons. The record is from RefSeq and is a predicted model, not a curated record. NCBI's taxonomy places the organism in Eukaryota, Oomycota, Saprolegniomycetes, Saprolegniales, Verrucalvaceae. Bases 1 to 1269 code for a protein of 422 amino acids.
AUGGCGGUGGUGGAUUUGCCGCUGCUCAUCUUCUCCCCCGACUCGUGGGUCGAGUUGGGCUACUCGCUCGACCUUCUUCUCGCGAUCGCCAUGUCUCAUGCCUUCGUCGUUAUCCAUGUCGUGCCCCCCCUCAUUCAAACGACGCGCACGGCAUGGGGGCUUGGGUCCCACACGGGGACAUUUCGAGGCACCAUGGCCAUUCUCGACCCGUACUUGCGCACGCCCAACGGGUACACUGCAUUUUCGACGUUUCCUAAGUCGGAGUUUGCCUACGAGUGUAUUAUGGCGUGGAAAACACUCGUGGACUUCCGAACUCAAGCCCCAGGUUGCGUCGGAGUGGACGAAAUCUACCAACAGCAUUUUGCCCCGUUCGCCCCGUUCUCGCUUGAAACGAUCGUCCCUGACAACAUACGAACGCGGUACUCCAAGGCAAUCCAGGCCAAUGACAAGUACGCCGUCAACCCGAAAUCCCUGUCGCUCACUGGAACUACUACGACGUGCUCCUGGACUCCGUCGUCACAACAUGUCCUUGAGGUUAUGCUCCAAACCGAAGCCAUGGACACGUUUCCUGGUGAGGCAUUGAUCAAGGCCAAGAAGAACCGCCUGUCGCUCAUCGAAAGUCAACGAGAUAGCGUCGCCUCAGCCAGCCAAGAGAACAACCAAACGAAAAAACGGCCCCUCGAGUCCAUCAAGACGGCGAGCAGGUUGAGCAAGUUGGUGCCCAUACCAAGUGAAAAGGACAGCGUCGACACCUGGACCAGGAACAUGAACGUUCCCAACAACAACAUCAAGGCCGACAAUCCACUCAUGUCGGUGGUACCCACGCCCACUUUCAUGCAUUUGUCGAUUCUCGAGCCUGGCACCAUUUUUCGCCUUUGGGUCUGCUGCUUGGUGCUGCCGUUGCUUCGCAGUCCGGGUGUAAGCGACCUUAACGUUAGUGUCGAUGCCAUCUCUUCGCUCCACAACACUGCCAGAGACAUCUUCACAGCCAGCUCUUCAACCAAGUACGCUACAAAGAACGGCGUCGAAAUCACGAACGACCCUAGGGACAUGGUGUCCUUGACUUCGAUGAUCUAUUUGCCGCCUUGGAUUCACUGUUUCAAGCUCGAGUUUGACCAGCUCGCGCAAUGGCUUGUCUCGCAACGUCACCAAGAGCCUCACGAACUGUACUUGAAGUUAUGCCUAAAGGCGUUAAUGGUGGCUCUCAUCUUGGUGGACACAGUGGGGCAACGAAAGCUGUGCACUUUGGCCCUGAAUGCUUCCGAUUAG